UAGAUAUACGACUAGGUUGUCCGUUCACUUUUCGCGGGCUCGUUUUUCUCGUGCUAGAGACUCAUUUGUCCAUCCAGGCAUGGAUAUUUAAACCUCGUCUGAACUAUUUUUUUCAGAUUGGGAUAACUUUCGUCCUGAACUCGUACGCUGAAAGAAGAACGUCAUUACAUUGGUAGUUAGGAUGAUUACGUGUCCAACGAUCGUCAUUUUCAUAGCCAUGUAUUUGCCCUUCAUAGCGUGCAGUUCACAGUCAUGUGUUAGGGACAUAAUACAUGAUUUUGAACAAAUGAAAGUGGACGUGGCAAGGUCUAAAGCAGCAGUCAAGACCGCAUUUUUUGCUGCACUUACUCCGCAUUUUACAUUAACUGGAAUAAAUGCGGUUUUGAAAUUCGAUGAUGUGAAAGUGAAUAGAGGUGAAGCAUAUGAUCCAUCAACAGGCGUGUUUACAGCAAGGGUUCCAGGACUAUACCAUUUUUCAUGUAUGAUUUUGGCAAAUCAUGGUGCCGUAGUGCAUUACCAACUGAACAAGAAUGAUCAGCCAUACAUUCUAGGUUACUCACAUAGAGGACUAGCUGCAGACUCUAGUACAAUUAGUGCUGUGAUGGAGCUAGCAGCUGGAGAUCGAGUAUUUAUCAAACAUAGACAUACUGGAGCUUCAGAAGUUGUUUUUGGGGCAGCUCACACGUCCUUUUCUGGAUAUUUCAUAGCACCUUGAUUUUUCUUGUUUUUUCAUGCUGUUUUACUUGACUAAUAAAGGUAAUUCAAUAUAAAA
This is a messenger RNA of Mytilus trossulus (common blue mussel), 772 nucleotides long. RefSeq names its product collagen alpha-1(VIII) chain-like. The transcript has 3 exons. Lineage: Eukaryota; Metazoa; Mollusca; Bivalvia; Mytilida; Mytilidae. Gene Ontology annotation, molecular function: protein binding. The coding region runs from base 182 to 715 and encodes 177 amino acids. The record is from RefSeq and is a predicted model, not a curated record.